AUGUCGACACCAAGGCCCUCCAUGAAGCUCCUUGUUGAGUCUGGUAUCGUUCCGCGAGCUCCGAACCAAAGGCCUCUCACUAAUAUCGGCCAAAAUCAAUCCCCAUUCCCCAAUAGAGUGUCGGCAUCAAGCCCCUUUGCAAAGGAUGCAAUGACAGACCCGGAACUACUAAUCGUCUCGUACUGCACCCUCGAGGAAUGCAGCCCUACCUGGGGUGUCCGAUACUCCUGCCAAAACUUUGGAGGCGGGGCUGCUCCCAGGAGAGUAGAGGAAGCAAUAAAGAACAACUUCACUCCAGGAGUCCGAGGGGGUUCCGAGGGUGUGGCGGCAAUUUGUUCGCGCUGGAGGGAGUCUGCUGAGGUGUUCUCGAGUGCCAAACAUACGAGCUCGCCACCUCCGCUUCUAAUUAGAAGCGGUCGCUCGACGAUUUACAAGGCUAAUAUCCUCGAGACAAAAGACUUGAAGCAGCGGCUGAGUUUAAUCAGGCCUCGAUGCUCUCACCUUAAUGCCGCCCCCGGGGCUUAA
This is a messenger RNA of Nezara viridula (southern green stink bug), 525 nucleotides long. The record is from the annotation of a GenBank genome assembly. NCBI's taxonomy places the organism in Eukaryota, Metazoa, Arthropoda, Insecta, Hemiptera, Pentatomidae.